CUAAAGAGAAGUCAUUUACAAAACAAGAACAUGAAGACCAUUUUGAUACAGAUUGUAAAGAUAAACAAACUGGUAAAAGUAGUAAGAAAUCUCAUAAAAAAAGUGAAAAAAAUAAAAGAGACCAGAGAGAUAAAGAAGAACUAAGAUAA
Cetraspora pellucida is the source of this 149-nucleotide messenger RNA. The record is from the annotation of a GenBank genome assembly. NCBI's taxonomy places the organism in Eukaryota, Fungi, Glomeromycota, Glomeromycetes, Diversisporales, Gigasporaceae.